UGACAAAUAUGCCAUAAUCUUCCAAUGCUCGAAGGAUUUUAUUUUACCACUAUACAAACCACUGACAAUUUCGUAGCGUUUUCACCAAACUCGAUCUAAGGUCGACACAUUUAUUGAUCGCUAUAUCUUUCCAGGAGGAUAUCUGCCAUGCGUAAGAGAGCUCAUUGAACGUCUCGAUACCACUUUUAUACGCUUCAAUACAUCCCACUCACAUUCCUAUCAGAAAUCCCAAUCAGCGGCGGAAAACAUGUAUGGACUCAUAAAAAAGAGACCGGAAUCGCUCCGAAGUCCGAUAAAUAUGAUCUUCCUAAUAUGGCGAACUGCUUAGCUGCCAAUAAAACAGACGGGAGAACGAACAUAUCAAUGCGAUGGUGUUCCAUGAUGAAUACUAUCGUGAGCGCAUGCGAAACAUCCAGCCACAUACAAAGUUAAACAGGAUAAUUCCCUGGUCUAGGGUACACUUCACGCAUUCGGCUGAUCUGGGACCAUGAUCGCCUUUUGGGUACAUUCGAUUUGGACGUUUUCAACGGUUCCUUUGUCAUUGAUCCUGGUCCAGGUCAAGACCAUUUCAAAGCUGAUGUUGAGUACUCAAAGUUCCAUGAGGCCCUGGCGAAGAUAAAGAAUCGAGUGAAGAGUCUGCGGAUGAUGACGAUGAUGGUGGAGAUGAUGAGAUUGCUGCGACCAAGGAGUAUCGUUUCAAAUGGCGUGGAACAAAUGCAAAAUACCUCACAAAUCAUUUAAUUCUGCAUUCACUAUCGGCAAAAUUCGCUUUGGCAAUGGCAAGAUUUGGGGUCACUUUGAAGCAAUGUCGGGUGUUGGUUAUCCAGGUGGUCGGUGUGAGUUUCAUGGGAAGAUACCUCAUGGACCUUGUCUUGUAGACAUGUCUGUUCAAAAUUUAUUGAUAAAUGGAAUGGGUAUGCCGAAACUGAGGAGGAUGAAAUCCCACGAUCACCGACUCCAAGAUCCACAAUAGCAAAGUCUCCGUCCGAGCAUGAUGACACUUAUUCAACAGGUUCGCUAAUGGAUGAUACGUCUCAGCUUAAGGAAUGGACCGAGAAAGACCAACAAAGUUUUAUCGAAAUGAUUACUGGCAUUUAUGAUAUCACUAGCAGGGAGAUAGAAGAGGAUUGGUUGUCGACUUCAAAGGGUUUAAUGGCUCGUCUGCACGUAGACCAGCAACAAGGAAAAGUCUUGGGAUACUUUGACAUAGGCAUCGUUGAAGGUUUUCUCUGUUUGAACGAUAGCCUAGAAGCCCUAACACACAACAGCCCAUGGAAUUCAAAUGGUACGGACGAGGUACCUUCUCCGGCUCAACCGAACAAGGCACCGGCACACUGGCCAUCCGAAGCCGAGGCGCAAGAACAGUCAAGGUAUGUUCUACGAUAUGCCGGAUAAAAUGACGGCCAAGUGGAUUUUCACGGUAUGAGACGUCUGCUGCCGGCGGGAGUUUCAGGUCGUGGUUCUGGCUAUUAUCGCGCGCAGUGGGAGGAAUAUAACUGUAAGAAGUCGGAGCUUCCG
Messenger RNA from Sclerotinia trifoliorum, 1518 nucleotides. Lineage: Eukaryota; Fungi; Ascomycota; Leotiomycetes; Helotiales; Sclerotiniaceae. The record is from the annotation of a GenBank genome assembly.